AUGUCUGAGAAGGAAACAUCUUCUAAAUCAGGCGCUGAUGACUCAAAUUCAAUGAAUGGGUCUCUCGCAGAUUCCGUUCAUUCCUACGAGGCUUACGAAGGUGCAGGCCCAGAUAUCGAAGACCAAGGUAACGAGUCGCAAUUGUCGCGUCAUCUUUCUCACAUCCUUUCCAAUGAAGAAGGUAUUAAAAGACUGGAAUCCCUAGGGAGAGUCAUCUCUACUAAGACUAAAAAACAAAUGGAUUCAUUCGAAGUCGACGAAAUGGAUUUCGAUUUACGUGCUCUAUUGAACUAUUUAAGAUCGCGUCAAUUGGAACAAGGUAUCGAACCAGGUGAUUCGGGUGUCGCUUUCCGUAACCUAACCACUGUGGGUGUAGAUGCUUCCGCUGCUUACGGUCCUUCCGUUAGUGAAAUGUUAAGAGAUAUCGGUUCUGCUCCUGCUAGUAUCUUCAAAAAAAAUGGUAACGUUCCAUUGAGAAACAUCAUCCAGAAUUGUACAGGUGUUGUUGAAUCUGGUGAAAUGUUGUUCGUUGUCGGUAGACCAGGUGCUGGUUGUUCCACUUUCUUAAAGUCUAUCACUGGUGAAACUGAAGCUUUUGUUUCUGUUGACGGUGAUUUCUCUUACGACGGUUUAGAACAAGAAGAAAUGAUGAAGAAAUAUAAAGGUUACGUCAUUUACUGUCCUGAAUUGGAUUUCCAUUUCCCAAAGAUUACCGUUAAAGAAACUAUAGAUUUCGCUUUGAAGUGUAAAACUCCUCGUGUUAGAAUCGAUAAUAUGUCUCGUCAAGAAUAUGUCGAUAAUUUAAGAGAUUUAUGGUGUACCGUGUUCGGUUUAAGACAUACCUACGCUACUAAAGUCGGUAACGAUUUCGUUAGAGGUGUCUCUGGUGGUGAACGUAAGCGUGUCUCUUUAGUCGAGGCUCAAGCUAUGGGUGCCUCCAUCUAUGCUUGGGAUAAUGCCACUAGAGGUCUAGAUGCCUCUACAGCUUUAGAAUUCGCUCAAGCCAUUAGAACUGCUACUAAUAUGAUGAACUCUUCCGCCGUCGUCGCCAUUUACCAAGCCGGUGAAAAUAUUUAUGAAUUGUUCGAUAAAGCUACUGUCUUAUACAACGGUAAACAAAUUUUCUUCGGUCCUGCUGAUAAAGCCGUCGCUUACUUUGAAAAGAUGGGUUGGGUUAAACCAAAUAGAAUGACAUCUGCUGAAUUUUUAACUUCUGUUACUGUCGAUUUUGAAAAUAGAACUUUGGAUAUUAAACAAGGUUACGAAGAUAAAGUUCCAAAAUCCGGUGGUGAAUUCGAAGAAUAUUGGUUAAACUCCGAAGAAUAUCAAGAUGUUCUAAGACAAUACGAUGAUUACCAUGCUAGACAUCCAGCUGAAGAAACUAGACAAAGAUUCGAAUCUGCUAAAAAACAAAGAUUACAAAAGGGUCAAAGGGCUUCUUCUCAAUACGUCGUCAACUACUGGCAUCAAGUUUGGUACUGUAUGGUACGUGGGUUCCAAAGAGUUAAAGGUGACUCCACUUAUACUAAGGUUUAUCUGUCCUCUUUCUUAAUUAAAGGUUUGAUUGUUGGUUCGCUGUUCCACAGAAUCGAUGAUAAGUCCCAAUCUACUACUAAAGGUGCUUAUUCUCGUGGUGGUAUGUUAUUCUAUGUCCUGUUAUUCGCAUCUGUUACUUCCUUGGCUGAAAUUGCUAACUCUUUUGCUACUCGUCCAAUUAUCGUUAAACAUAAAUCUUAUUCGAUGUAUCAUUUAUCCGCCGAAUCUUUACAAGAAAUUUUAACUGAAUUCCCAGUUAAAUUUGUUGCUGUCUUAACUUUAUCCUUGGUCACUUACUGGAUUCCUUUCAUGAAAUACACUGCAGGUGCUUACUUCCAAUAUUUACUAUAUUUGAUCACUGUUCAACAAUGUACUUCUUUCAUUUUCAAAUCUGUUGCUACUUUAACCAAAGAUGGUGCUACUGCCCAUGCUCUUGGUGGUCUAUGGGUUUUGAUUCUUUGUGUCUAUGCCGGUUUCGUUCUUCCAUUACGUGAAAUGCAUCAUUGGAUCAAAUGGAUUCAUUGGUUAAACCCUCUAAGUUACGCCUUCGAGAGUUUAGUCUCCACUGAAUUCCACGGUAGACAAAUGAAAUGUAGUGCUCUGGUUCCAUCAGGUGUCGGUUAUGAAAACAUUACUAUUGCUAAUCAAGUCUGUGAUUCACCAGGUGCUAUUAAAGGUCAUGAAUUCGUUGGUGGUGAUGACUAUAUUAGAGCUCAAUACCAUUACGAUUACUCCCACGCUUGGAGAAACUGGGGUAUUAACGUUGUUUGGACUUUCUUCUAUAUCUGUUUCAAUGUUGCUAUGUCUGAAUUUAUCAAGCCUUUGGAAGCUGGUGGUGAUCUGUUACUUUACAAGAGAGGUCAUAUGCCAGAACUUGGUACUGAAAAUGCCGAAGCUAAGACCGCUUCCAGAGAAGAAAUGAUGGAAGCUCUAAACGGUCCUGAUGUUGAUUUACAUGCUGUCAUUGAGAGUAAGGAUGUUUUCACAUGGAAUCAUCUAGAUUACGUUAUUCCUUACGAUGGUGCUACUAGAAAAUUAUUAAGUGAUGUCUUUGGUUAUGUUAAACCUGGUAAGAUGACUGCUUUAAUGGGUGAAUCUGGCGCUGGUAAGACUACUUUGUUAAAUGUUUUGGCUCAAAGAAUCAACAUGGGUGUUAUCACUGGUGAUAUGCUUGUCAAUGGUAAGGAUCUACCUGCAUCUUUCAAUAGAUCUUGUGGUUACGUCGCUCAAGCUGAUAACCAUAUGGCUGAAUUGUCUGUUAGAGAAUCUUUAAGAUUUGCUGCUAAAUUAAGACAACCUCAAUCUGUUGCUCUAGAAGAAAAAUUGGAAUACGUCGAAAAGAUUAUUACACUUUUAGGUAUGCAAAACUACGCUGAAGCUUUGGUCGGUAAAACUGGUAGAGGUCUAAAUGUCGAACAAAGAAAGAAACUGUCUAUUGGUGUUGAAUUGGUCGCUAAGCCUUCUCUAUUGUUGUUUUUAGAUGAACCUACUUCUGGUCUGGAUUCUCAAUCUGCUUGGUCUAUUGUUCAAUUUAUGAGAGCUCUAGCUGAUUCUGGUCAAUCUAUUUUGUGUACUAUCCAUCAACCUUCUGCAACUUUAUUUGAACAAUUCGAUAGAUUGCUAUUACUAAAGAAAGGUGGUAAAAUGGUUUACUUCGGUGAUAUUGGUGAAAAUUCUAAUACUUUGUUAAAUUACUUCGAACGUCAAUCUGGUGUCAAGUGUGGUAUUUCUGAAAACCCCGCUGAAUAUAUGUUGAACUGUAUUGGUGCUGGUGCAACUGCUAGUGCAACUGCUGACUGGCAUGAUCUAUGGUUGGAUUCUCCUGAAUGUGCUGCUGCUAGAGCUGAAGUCGAGGAAUUACACAGAACUCUACCAUCGAGACCUGUUAGUGAUGAUCCUGAACUGGCUACUAAAUUUGCCGCUUCCAUGUUAACUCAAUACAAAUCUGUUAUUACGAGAACUUUCUUACAAUUCUGGAGAUCCCCUGUCUACAUUAGAGCUAAAUUUAUGGAAUGUGCUACUUGUGCAUUGUUUAUUGGUCUUUCUUACGUUCGUGUCAAUAAUUCUGUUGGUGGUGCUGUCGAAGCUUUCUCUGCUGUUUUCAUGUUACUACUGUUAUCUUUGGCUAUGAUUAAUCAAUUACACGUUUUCGCUUUCGAUUCAAGAGAAUUAUAUGAAGUCAGAGAAGCUGCGUCAAAUACUUUCCAUUGGAGUGUUCUGCUAUUAUCUCAUUGUUUAAUUGAAUUAGGUUGGACCAUGUGUUGUCAAUUCGUGUGUUGGUUCUGUUACUACUGGCCAGCUGGUUUUAAUGGUAGUGCUCCUGAAGCUGGUUAUUUCUGGUUCUUAUACGUUUUGAUUUUCCCAAUGUAUUUUGUUACCUAUGGUUUAUGGAUUCUUUACUUCUCCCCAGAUGUUCCAUCUGCUUCUAUGAUUAAUUCUAAUAUCUUUGCUGCUAUGUUGUUAUUCUGUGGUAUCUUACAACCAUCUGAAAAGGCUCCACGUUUCUGGAUCUUUAUGUUCAGAAUUUCCCCAUUCACUUAUGUUGUUGAAGGUCUAGUAGGUCCUGAAAUUCAUGGUAAAAAGGUCAAAUGUAACCGUGACGAACUAAACAUUAUGGAUCCACCAUCUGGACAAACUUGUGGUCAAUACCUAGAUGCUUAUGCUAAGGGUCACACUGGUUUCCUACUAAAUCCAGAAGCCACUGCUGAUUGUGAAUAUUGUCCAUAUUCUACUCAAGAUGAUGUUGUUGCCCCAUUCCAUGUCAAGUAUCAUCACAGAUGGAGAAACUUUGGUUUCAUGUGGAUUUACAUUUGUUUCAACAUUUUCUUAAUGCUUUCUUGUUACUACAUCAUGAGAGUCAAGGUAUGGAGUUUGAAAUCUGUUCUAGACUUUAAGAAAUGGUUCAAUGGUCCAAGAAAGGAAAGACAUGAGGACAAGCCAAAUGUUUUCCAAUCUACUGCUGCUGAUCAAAGCGCAGUUCAAAAGAAGGAAGCCUAA
Maudiozyma barnettii is the source of this 4533-nucleotide messenger RNA. It is a transcript of the gene PDR12, whose product is annotated as ATP-binding cassette multidrug transporter PDR12. Gene Ontology annotation, biological process: transmembrane transport. Gene Ontology annotation, molecular function: ATP binding; ATP hydrolysis activity; ABC-type transporter activity. The record is from RefSeq and is a predicted model, not a curated record. The transcript has a single exon. The coding region runs from base 1 to 4533 and encodes 1510 amino acids. NCBI's taxonomy places the organism in Eukaryota, Fungi, Ascomycota, Saccharomycetes, Saccharomycetales, Saccharomycetaceae. Gene Ontology annotation, cellular component: membrane.